GUGCCGGUGACACUGGUCCCAAGGAGCAUGUGGAAACGAGUGUAGCUGCCGUGGCAGAGAUGCUCGUGGGAGCCAAGGAGGUGCUAGUGGUGCCGGGAUACGGCAUGGCUAUGGCUCGGGCUCAGACCGCUAUGGGAGAGCUGGCAAAUGCGCUUCGAGCAAACAACGUCAACAUGAAGUUCGGUGUUCACCCUGUGGCCGGACGCAUGCCCGGGCAGAUGAACGUGCUCUUGGCAGAGGCGGGCGUGCCCCACGAGUGGGUGCUGGAGAUGGACGAAGUGAAUCCCGACAUGGAGAACAACGAUGUGGUGCUGGUAGUUGGCGCCAACGAUGUCGUGAACUCGGCAGCGCAGGAGAUUGAAGGCUGCGCCAUUUGGGGAAUGCCGGUGAUCGAAGUUUGGCGAUCAAAGAAGGUGAUCUUCUGCAAGCGGUCAAUGGGCGGAGGCUAUGCGGAUCUUGACAACCCCGUCUUCUACAAGGAGAACACCGAGAUGCUCCUGGGAGAUGCGAAGAAGACCUCCGACUCCCUGGCUGCCAUGGUUAAGGAAAGGUUCGAGAAGGUCUAA
Molecule: messenger RNA, 566 nt
Organism: Symbiodinium necroappetens
Lineage: Eukaryota; Dinophyceae; Suessiales; Symbiodiniaceae
Source: the annotation of a GenBank genome assembly